CCUCACUCAGUAACGAAGCCGGCAGACAGGUGUGUGAAGCCGAGCAACUCAGGGCGACACGGACACACAAACACCAUGUUACCCCAGCCUAGAGGAGGAGCCCCUUCAAGGUGUCUGUAACUCGCCGCAGGCGGACAGGGAGUGAGAAAUGCGGGCGUACAGUGUGAAGGCACCAAGCUGCUGUGUUUGUCUUCACUGUCAACAACAACAACAACAACAACAACAACAAGAGUCCUGCUGCAGCUCCGCUCACGGCUGGUGUCGGUUCAUUUAACGGCGCUGCGCGGAGGAAAUCACUGGGACUAUGUGAGCAUCAUGCUCGCGGUGAGAUGCCUGCUGUUCGCUGCAGUCUACGCACGGUACGCCGAGACAGCUCUGAGAGAAUGGGGGAGUCCGGAGGGAAGGCUGCCGCCCGCGGAGGAGGUCGUUCAGCCCAAGCGACUCCUGCAGCAGAUCCACACUGAGGAGGAGCUCCUGCACAGCCGGCUGGACACCCGGGUCAAGAACCACCCAGCCGGUGAGCAGCCCAUCCAUUUGGCCCAGAGCAGCUUCUUGGUGAAAGCCUUUGGUACAUCCUUCAUACUCGACCUGGAGCUCAACCACAAUCUGCUGUCUACAGACUAUGUCGAGCGUCACUUUGAGGAAGACGGCCAGCUGUCACAGAAUAUGGGAGGGGAGCACUGCUUCUACCACGGGCGAAUACGAGGGGUGCCAGGGUCCUGGGCUGCUUUGUCCACCUGCCACGGCCUGCAGGGGAUGUUUUCUGACGGGAACUUCUCUUACGGGAUCGAACCUCUUGGCACUGGAGCGGAGCACAAUGACCACGUUGUGUUUCGAAUGCCUAACACUGACAUUUUUCCACCUCCCUGUCCAGGAUGCUCCAUGAACAGCACAGAGGCUAAGAUGCAGUCACGCAGGCAAAGCGAAGAGGAUGGCGAGCUAAGCGAUGAAGUCAGCUGGUCUACCGAAGAAAAGCCGAUACUCACAGAAGGUCUUCGACGCUCAAGAAGACAAGUGAGGCGAGGCCAACGCACCGUCCAGACUGAGACCAAGUACAUCGAGCUGAUGGUGGUCAACGAUUAUGAACUGUUUGUGCAGUUACGCCGGUCGACCACGCAGACGAAGAUUUUUUCUAAAUCGGUGGUGAACAUGGCAGAUUUGAUCUACAAGGAGCAGCUCAACACUCGCAUCGUCCUGGUAGCUAUGGAAACCUGGUCAUCUGAAAACAGGGUGGCUGUCGGCGAUGACCCGUUGCUCACCCUGCGUGACUUCAUGAAGUACAGGAAGGAGAGCAUCAAGGAGCGCGUUGAUGCUGUGCAUCUCUUCUCAGGGAGGACGUUCAUGAGCAGCCGCAGCGAGGCAGCCUACAUUGGGGGCAUCUGCUCGCUGACUCGGGGUGGAGGGAUCAAUGAGUUUGGCAGUGUGGGUCCUAUGGCCAUCACAUUGUCUCAGAGUCUUGGUCAGAACAUCGGCAUGCUAAGGAACAAGGAGCGAACAGCUGCUGGUGACUGCAGGUGUCCAGAUCCGUGGCUGGGCUGUAUCAUGGAGGAUACAGGCUACUACCUGCCAAGGAAGUUCUCUCGCUGCAGUAUAGAUGAGUAUCUGCGUUUCCUCCAGCAGGGAGGAGGCAGCUGCCUCUUCAACAAGCCCACAAAGCUCCUAGACCCAUCAGAGUGUGGCAAUGGGUAUGUAGAGCUUGGAGAGGAAUGUGACUGUGGAUCACUGGUGGAGUGCGCCCUGAGUGGAGCUAACUGCUGCAAGAAGUGCACUCUUACCCAUAAUGCCAUGUGCAGCAAUGGGCUCUGUUGCAGGGACUGUAAGUAUGAGCUGAGAGGGGUGACGUGCCGCAGUGCUGUGAAUGACUGUGACAUUCCUGAGACCUGCACAGGAGACUCGAGCCAGUGUCCCCAUAAUGUCCACAAACUGGAUGGCUACACGUGUGAAGAUGGCCAAGGUCGCUGUUAUGGAGGUCGCUGCAAGACCAGAGAUAGCCAGUGCAAGACUCUGUGGGGCUUCAACUCAGCUGACAGAUUUUGCUAUGAAAAGCUGAACUCUGAGGGCACGGAGAGAGGAAACUGUGGUCCACACUCCAGUGGCCAGGGAUGGGUGCCGUGCAAUAAACAGGACGUUCUGUGUGGUUUGCUGCUUUGCACCAAUCUGACAGACAGACCGAGAUUUGGCGAGCUGCAGGGAAAGGUCACCAGCCUGACCAUCCACCAUCAGAGCAGAUACCUGGACUGCAGGGGUGGUCACGCAGUGCUGGAUGAUGGCUUGGAUCUGGGCUAUGUGGAAGAUGGGACACCAUGUGGGCCGAACAUGAUGUGUUUGGAGCGUCGCUGCCUCCCCGUUACCACCUUCAACCUCAGCACCUGCCCUGGAUCCUCAUCCUUGCAUAUCUGCUCCCACCACGGGACGUGCAGUAACGAGGUGAAGUGUAUCUGUGAUCCAGACUACACCGGGAAGGACUGCAGCGUGUUUGACCCGAUCCCAACCCCCACCUCGCCAGAUGGCCCAGAGAAGUAUAAAGGUCCCAGUGGUACCAAUAUCAUCAUAGGCUCGGUUGCUGGGGCUAUUCUGCUGGCGGCGAUAAUCCUGGGGGGAACUGGUUGGGGAUUCAACUCGCUGCUGAACGCUCCUCUGCUUACUGCCUGAUCCAUACUCGCCACAAGAGAGCAUGUGGGUUUCUUCUUAAAGCGGGUGGAUGUGCAGUAGAUGGUUCACCAUCUGCGGGUAUGUCGAGGAAUUUGGCACGAAUGAAAGCAUUUCAGUAGCUUGCUGGCUUGUUUUGUUUACAUAAAAUCUUCCCUGAAACUUGCAUCAUGGCAUGAGAUGAUGAUGAUGAUUAGAAUUUGACUCCUCUUUGAAGAAGAGUAACAAAAUUAGGGUUGGGAUUGUUAUGUAUUGUAAUGACUCUAGUGAUGUUAGGAGUGCUUUGCUGGAUUGGUGAGGCUCUCCUUGAAGUUUUCUCUAGCAUACUGGUGCACAUAUUAGAAUCCCUUCUUAGAAAGCACGUCUCUCCAUAGUUCAGUGUGCACAGCUGGAUUUGACUCCCGGUCGUCUUUCUUCUGCCUGCUUUAUCCGCUUUGUCUUGUCUCAUGCUAGCUUUGCCGUGGCACGCUGCAGUAUGCUGAGGAACGGAUGCGUUCGUCAUAAUCUUUUGCCUUCAUCUCAUAACUAUAGCUUGUAUCUACCCGGACAGAUCCUGCACCGGCAGGCAGUAGAGUUUACUUUGUUGAUAGCAAAAGAUGAAGAUGUGAGAUUUCAAGUAAAUGCCAGUUUUUCUGCACUGCAUGUUUUUUUUAUCACACUGCUGCUUGAACACCAAAGUUGAUAAUAUUGCUGUCCCUGUUUAUCUUUUUCCUGCAUAACUUCCAGAAAUAUCCGGAAAGGAAGGUACGAUCCCACCUUUCAGAGCUGAUCCCAAAGCUGGGACAUCAUUAAAUCACUGAUGAUUAUAUCACUGUAUUGCCACGUGUUUUGUAACAAUCAUCUGAUCUUUUUCUAAGGACUCUCACUUGUAUCUGUUACUUGCUUCUUUAAGCUUAUUUUUCCUCAUUUUUGAUCUUUUUUUUUUUAAUUAAUGUGUAUUUGUAUAGAGACAAUGGCAUAAAGCAAUGCCACAUACUACAGUCUUUAUAUAGCCUGUGCAUACUGCAGUACCCAUUCAUAAAAUAUACAAACUCCUAUUCACUGUGUUAUCCUAGUUUGCUUCAUUUUUAUUUGUGCUGCGUGCCGCUUCAGAGUUGGUUGCCAUUCCUAGAAUAUAGCUUCUGUGUUGAUUUGUAUCAUUUCAUUAAUAAAAAAGUUCACUUUUUAUUAAUGAAGUUUUUUUAAAUUAUUUUGAUCUUCUGUCUGCUUUAGUGAUUAGUAAACAGAAAAUUAAUUGGCAGCUGUUUUUAAACUAGUCAUUAAAGCAGUUUUUCAAGCAGAUAAACAUUUGCUGAUUGCUUCUCCUCAGUUUUUGCCUUUGUGUCAUUUACAUUGUAGAAAACUGAAAGGCUCGUCUUUGGCUUUUCAGUUUGGGACUCAAUCUUUCUUCUUCUCCCACCUCUUUAUCUUCCUUAUCCUCUCCUCUUGUUUUUUUUUUCUCCACCCCAUUCUUCUUCUCUUUCCAGAUCUAAGGGAGUUUGAGUCAUAUCUCUCUGCUGUCCUAUCUUCCUUACACUGUGUGCAGUCCACUCUGAGGAGACAAAACAAAGAUGUCUUCCAUUACUGGCCCUCAGAUUUUUCCUGUUUCCUAUGUUGUUACUCAAGCCACCUGGAAAAAUAAAUCAGGAGUGUGGAAGCUCUGAGGGCACUCCUACAGACCAUAAAGUCUGGCUGUAGCUGUCUGAGUCACUUUUGCUGCCGUCACCUCCUCCUGUUUCAUUUUGCCACAUCUUUGUUUCUUUAUGUCUGGGACACACACAGAAGCUUUUUUUUCCUUUUUUUUUUUUUUUCGCUUCGA
Messenger RNA from Oreochromis aureus, 4447 nucleotides. It is a transcript of the gene adam11, whose product is annotated as ADAM metallopeptidase domain 11. The transcript has 26 exons. Gene Ontology annotation, molecular function: metalloendopeptidase activity. The record is from RefSeq and is a predicted model, not a curated record. Gene Ontology annotation, biological process: proteolysis. Bases 316 to 2652 code for a protein of 778 amino acids. Lineage: Eukaryota; Metazoa; Chordata; Actinopteri; Cichliformes; Cichlidae.